Sitophilus oryzae (rice weevil) is the source of this 594-nucleotide messenger RNA. Its product is annotated as trihelix transcription factor GT-3a-like. Gene Ontology annotation, biological process: regulation of transcription by RNA polymerase II. The coding region runs from base 11 to 523 and encodes 170 amino acids. NCBI's taxonomy places the organism in Eukaryota, Metazoa, Arthropoda, Insecta, Coleoptera, Curculionidae. The record is from RefSeq and is a predicted model, not a curated record. Gene Ontology annotation, cellular component: nucleus; transcription regulator complex. The transcript has 3 exons.
UAUUCAAAAGAUGUCCGUCGGUAAGAAGUACAACAAAUUAGAUUUUUCUGCACUGGAAGAUGAACUAUUAAUUGACAAAGUUAAAGAGAAUCCUCCAUUAUAUGCGAAAAAAUUAAAAAGUUACAAGGACAUGAAAAUAAAAGAUAAUAUUUGGGCAAAAAUUGCAAAGGAAAUGGUAAAAUCCGGGUAUAAUAGAACAGGUGAAGAGUGCAAAAAGAGAUGGUCUAACCUACGAGACUACUAUGUUAGAAAGAAAAAAGUGAGUUCUACCGGAAGUUCAGCCAGUCAGGGAAAUGAAAAGUUUCAUCAUAUGAAAUUUUUGGAUAGCACAGCGUUCGUACAUCGAAUCACAAAAUCCAGUGUAUCUGCUGCUGCCGUCGCUGAUGGAGAAGUAAGUGAUGACAAUGAGCAUGAAGGAAAUGGUUCUGAUAUAGAAAGUCAAAAUGAAGAAACGGAAAAUCAAAGUAUAAUAGAGGAAUUACUCAUAGAAGUAACACCCAUGGAGGAAAAAACAAAGAAAUAAACGAGACACAAGAAAUUACAGCAACACCAACUCAAGUCAAUAAAGUGGGCAAAGCUGAUCUGGUCCAAAUC